Messenger RNA from Budorcas taxicolor (takin), 1476 nucleotides. It is a transcript of the gene STK26, whose product is annotated as serine/threonine kinase 26. NCBI's taxonomy places the organism in Eukaryota, Metazoa, Chordata, Mammalia, Artiodactyla, Bovidae. Gene Ontology annotation, molecular function: ATP binding; protein kinase activity. Bases 1 to 1476 code for a protein of 491 amino acids. Gene Ontology annotation, biological process: protein phosphorylation. The record is from RefSeq and is a predicted model, not a curated record. The transcript is spliced from 12 exons.
AUGGUAGAAGGUGGGGCUAGAGAUGGAAUGGCUAGAGCCAGGGCUUCUCCUAUGCUCAAUGGCCAUCACCACCCCAUUGGGGGCAGAGUUGGUGCCCAAGGUACUGGAGCAGAAGCCCUGAGGAUCAGGUCCGAGCUGGUUCCGUUUCAAGUGUGUGCUUUCCUCCCUGGCAAUGGCACCUCUGCCCUAGUAGAGAGCAGCACUGAACAACAGGGAUUAGCAGAGGACUGCGGGACAGGCCAGGGCCGGUCGAAAAGAGAAAAAUUGAAUAAUAUAGCCGAUCCAGAAGAGCUCUUCACGAAAUUAGAACGCAUUGGAAAAGGCUCCUUUGGAGAAGUUUUCAAAGGAAUUGAUAACCGUAGCCAGCAAGUGGUUGCUAUUAAAAUCAUAGACCUCGAGGAAGCCGAAGAUGAAAUUGAAGACAUUCAGCAAGAAAUAACGGUUUUGAGUCAGUGUGACAGCUCAUACGUAACGAAAUACUAUGGAUCAUAUUUAAAGGGUUCAAAAUUAUGGAUAAUAAUGGAAUACCUGGGUGGCGGUUCAGCGCUGGAUCUUCUGCGAGCUGGUCCAUUUGAUGAGUUCCAGAUUGCUACCAUGCUAAAGGAAAUUUUGAAAGGUCUGGACUACCUGCAUUCUGAAAAGAAAAUUCACCGAGACAUAAAAGCUGCCAACGUCUUGCUCUCAGAGCAAGGAGAUGUGAAACUUGCUGACUUUGGAGUGGCUGGCCAGCUGACGGAUACACAAAUUAAAAGAAAUACCUUUGUGGGAACACCAUUUUGGAUGGCACCUGAAGUUAUCCAGCAGUCAGCUUAUGACUCAAAAGCUGACAUUUGGUCACUGGGAAUUACUGCUAUUGAACUAGCCAAGGGAGAACCACCUAACUCUGAUAUGCAUCCAAUGAGAGUUCUGUUUCUUAUUCCAAAAAACAAUCCUCCAACUCUUGUCGGAGACUUUACUAAAUCCUUUAAGGAGUUUAUUGAUGCUUGCCUGAACAAAGAUCCAUCAUUUCGUCCUACAGCUAAAGAACUUCUGAAACAUAAAUUCAUUGUAAAAAAUUCAAAGAAGACUUCUUAUCUGACUGAACUGAUAGAUCGAUUUAAGAGAUGGAAGGCAGAAGGACACAGCGAUGAUGAAUCUGAUUCUGACGGAUCUGAUUCGGAGUCCACCAGCAGGGAAAAUAAUACUCAUCCUGAAUGGAGCUUUACCACUGUGCGAAAGAAGCCUGAUCCUAAGAAACUACAGAAUGGGGCAGAGCAAGAUCUUGUACAAACCCUGAGCUGUUUGUCUAUGAUAAUCACACCUGCAUUUGCUGAACUUAAACAGCAGGAUGAGAAUAAUGCAAGCAGGAAUCAGGCAAUCGAAGAACUGGAGAAAAGUAUUGCCGUGGCCGAAGCUGCCUGUCCUGGCAUUACAGAUAAAAUGGUGAAGAAAUUAAUUGAAAAAUUUCAAAAGUGUUCGACAGAUGAAUCCCCCUAA